This is a messenger RNA of Nelumbo nucifera (sacred lotus), 2041 nucleotides long. RefSeq names its product protein NRT1/ PTR FAMILY 5.10-like. Gene Ontology annotation, cellular component: membrane. Gene Ontology annotation, molecular function: dipeptide transmembrane transporter activity; tripeptide transmembrane transporter activity. Gene Ontology annotation, biological process: dipeptide transport; transmembrane transport. NCBI's taxonomy places the organism in Eukaryota, Viridiplantae, Streptophyta, Magnoliopsida, Proteales, Nelumbonaceae. The record is from RefSeq and is a predicted model, not a curated record.
GCAUACGCCCAGAUGUAUACAGGUUGGAUCAGAUACUCGGAUUUGUUUAUUUCAUUUUCAGUCGGUUCGCGUCAGUGACGUAAGCUAAAGCUAUUCCACGCCAAUCAAUGAAUGGCUGUUCUCGGUCUCCACUUAUGUUCCCAAUUUCCCAUUGAAUUGAUUGCAUAUUAGCUUCGGAUUCAGAUUUUUGUGGCGUAGAGAGAGAGAUAGGAGGGGAGGAUGGAGGUGUUUCACGCUUCAGCAAGUGAAUCUCCGUUGUUGGGAGAAGAUAUGGUAGAAGGGAUGGUGGAUUAUGAAGGUUGCCGGGUUACCAGAUUCAAGAGCGGCGGUUGGAGAUCUGCAUCGUUCAUUAUAGGAGUGGAGAUGGCGGAGAGAUUUGCUUACUACGGGAUUACCUCCAACCUGAUAAGCUAUCUGACGGGACCGCUCCGGCAGUCGACGGCGAUGGCUGCCGCGAACGUGAACGCAUGGUUGGGGGUGUCAUCCAUGCUUCCUCUACUGGGAGCUUUUGUUGCUGAUGCUUAUCUCGGCCGCUUUCGGAUCAUUCUUUUCUCUUCACUUCUUUAUGUUCUUGGAUUAGGGAUGUUGACGAUAUCAGCAAUUUUUCCUUCUCCGAGCUUACUUCACUGCCAGAACACAAAGAAAAACAGCUCAUGCACUCCUCAAUUCCAAAUCGUCUUCUUCUUUGCCUCUCUGUAUCUUGUGGCCCUUGCCCAGGGAGGGCACAAGCCAUGUGUGCAAGCUUUUGGUGCAGAUCAGUUUGAUGCACAGAACCCAGAUGAGUGUAAAUCCAAAAGUUCAUUCUUCAAUUGGUGGUAUUUUGCGAUUAAUGGCAGUGUCUUCAUAUCACUUUGGAUAUUAAAUUACAUUCAAGAUAACUUCAACUGGAUUCUUGGAUUUGGAAUUCCCUGCAUUUCCAUUGUAGCUGCACUUGUUGUUUUCUUACUUGGAAGGAAGACAUAUCGAUACAGUUCCAAACAAGACAAUAGCAAUCCAUUUGUGAGAAUUGCCCAAGUGUUUGUUGCUGCAGCAAGGAACUGGCGCACCACUCCCUCAACUGCUGCUGUUGCGAAGGAGGAAGAAGCAAGAGAACCACUCCCUCGGCAUGGCACAUACCAAUUCGAGUUUCUUGACAAAGCACUGGCUAUGGUUUCAAAUGAUCAAUAUGGUUCAGAUGAAAAUUGGAAAAUGUGUAGCAUCAGUCAGGUGGAAGAAGCAAAGGUGGUCCUGAGCUUGGUUCCUAUAUGGGCAACAUGUUUAAUGUAUGGAGUUGUAUUUGCUCAAUCCUCUACCUUCUUCAUCAAGCAAGGACUCACCAUGGACAGAUCAAUUACGUCUGGUUUCGAAAUACCACCUGCCUCACUUCAGUCCCUUAUCGGUGCUGCAAUUAUUGUGUUCAUUCCCAUUUAUGAUCGUAUCAUUGUUCCAAUUGCUAGAGCUUAUACUGGGAAGCCUUCUGGUAUAACAAUGCUUCAAAGAAUUGGAACUGGUAUGUUUCUAUCUCUAAUUUCCAUGGUUGUGGCAGCAAUAGUUGAGAAGGAAAGACUUAAAGUGGCCAGAGAUUCUGGACUAGUAGAUAUGCCACAAGUAACUCUUCCAAUGAGCGUGUGGUGGUUAGUUCCUCAGUAUGUCUUGUUUGGAAUUUCUGAUGUCUUCACAAUGGUUGGUUUGCAAGAAUUUUUCUAUGAUCAAGUCCCAAAUGGAUUGAGAAGCAUGGGUCUAUCCCUUUACCUUAGCAUCUUUGGCAUAGGGAACUUCCUAAGCAGCUUCCUCAUCUCUGUCAUUGAGAAGGAAACCAGUAGGGGAGGCCAAGACAGUUGGUUUGCAAAUAAUUUGAACCGGGCACAUCUAGAUUGGUUCUACUGGCUUCUUUCUGGAUUAAGUGUAAUAGAAUUAGUUUUGUAUUUGUAUUUUUCCAAAUCAUACAUCUAUAACAGAGCAAGUGCCAUCUGAGGUACCUCAAUCCUGUUACAGAUUUCUUAUUCACAUUUGUAUGUAUAUUAGAAUAAUGCCAAUGAAGUAACUAUUUGUUUUCUCUGAA